Messenger RNA from Seriola aureovittata, 5951 nucleotides. RefSeq names its product calpain 15 (gene capn15). Gene Ontology annotation, molecular function: calcium-dependent cysteine-type endopeptidase activity. Gene Ontology annotation, cellular component: cytoplasm. NCBI's taxonomy places the organism in Eukaryota, Metazoa, Chordata, Actinopteri, Carangiformes, Carangidae. The transcript is spliced from 12 exons. The record is from RefSeq and is a predicted model, not a curated record. Bases 2293 to 5946 code for a protein of 1217 amino acids. Gene Ontology annotation, biological process: proteolysis.
GCAUCCCCGUUCACUGCGCUCAAGCUAUCAGCGAGGGAGAAUUAAAGCCCCUGGAAGAAUAUAUGACGCUACAUUGGGACAAUAAGGACAUAUAAUGGGAGCAUAACAAACCCAAACGGAACCAUUAUAAACAGGCAUUCUGGGAUGGAGCAGUUUUACACUGUGAGCAGUCUAACAUCCAAGGCGACAACGGGACUGGAAGGAGGAUGUCUCCUAAUGUAAGACAACCAGGCUCAACAUCUACAGCCCAAACGCUGGGAAUGUGAAACGAACACAGGCAGGAAUGAAGCCGGCGGGAGAUGGUGAAAUUUGCGGUUGAGUGCGCCCUCUUGGAGGAGACCUCCUCGGCUAUUUCCACGUUUCCUAAACGUGUAUGUCGCCCACUGCACGGUACUCUCUCUGGCCUCUGAGCUGCUGCGUGGAAACGGACACAGACCACCUUUUUAUAUUAGUAAUGCUUUGCAGCGCUGUUAAUAGGCUAAAUUGAAAACCUAUGUAUGCGUUCAUUAUCGGUUAUUGAUCGUAUGAGCGUAUAACAUUCACUGAGACUGGGAAGCUAAACUAUAGAUUUAAGCCCAUGUGAUCCCUGUGUUGGUGCCAUGAUAAACAUCUAAUACUAAAUGUAAAUUAAAGCUAAAACAAACCACGGAAUACAGCUGACAUUAGACUUCGGCCUCAGGGUUUUUACAAGCUAUCGAUACUCGUCAAAGUGCAUGCAAAUGUGAUUUCUCCCCCCUUGGCGGAAUCAUUCACUGGAAUGAUACUUGUUUCCCUCAGCUGCUUCGCCUGUAGAGACUUGCUAUGACAGGCUGGCAAGUCCACAUAAAUCCAAGAGCAAGUUGAUGAACUAGACCGGGCGGCCUCGGCGGUGGGAUCAGACAGAAAUUAAGCUGUGUCUCUCAGACAGCGGAAACUAGGAUCAUCUCCCGUCCUUGCGUUGGCAGAGCACCGCAGCCUGAAACGGAACAUUCCUCUCGGGUAUUUUGUCGGAUGUUACACAGAACUUCAAGCUGAGCUGUAAAUAUUUUCACGCUGUGGCAACAGUUGAAGUUUAAAGAGCAGCUCCUUUAGAACUCAACACCUCCCUGUACCCGGGGUUUCUUCAGGUUAAAUUCCCAAGUUCGUGUGAGUUGUUGUGGUUUUUUUUUUUUUUUUUUUUCUCAUGUUGAAAUCCAGAAUUCUGCAAAUACCAGAAAUGGCCUCAUCUCUGAAAAAAGCCCUUCCCAAAGGUUUCAAACAUGAGGUUUUAUCCAGUGGGAAAAAUGCAGCUGGGGUGUUUUACUGGUAAACCUCCACAGCAGCUGUUAGUCAGACUGGAUGUCUGAAAGAUGAGACUUGGACAUUAGCAUACUUGUAGGUUUGCCAACACCCUUCCAAGGAAAUGCAAUGCAUUGAUUUUUCUGCAUUGCCCACAUUGUAAAUAACCCUGUGAAUAUAUUCUGCGAGACUUUGAUUCCAGCAAGUUCUAUGCCAUCAUUGAUCAGUAUCAGCUGUCUUUAUGGACCUUGAUAUUAUUGUGACAUCCCCGAUGGGUUCCCCCCACCCCCUCCUUGAACCGUAUGCUUUCCACAGGUGCACUGUGUGACUGCUGAGAUGCUGAAAGACAGUGAACACAUGUUCUUCUGCACACAUCUUUUCCUGCUUAUGCCGAACCUCUGAGCAUGUGCAAAGGAAAAAGGAACCAGGCAUGAGACUGCACAGACUGGGGAGAUGUGUCAGAGGGAACGCGGGAGGAAUUAUGAGUGGCACUAUGGAAGACAUGGUGCAGAGUGCUACAGGCUUAAAGUCUACAAGAGACAGAAUUAUGAGCCUUUGCUGUGAGAAAAUUGUUUUCUCCUCUCAGAGACCAACUGCUGCAUUGGAAUCAGCGCUCCACACAUCAAAUUACUAUUUGAAUUGAGAAUUUCUUCCUGUGCACUGUAGGAAAAUCCACCCUGAUCUGCAUACUUGGCCACUGCAAGUUAGACUCAUUUUUGAGUACCCUUAUCUUUGAUUCCCUGUUGCUGUGUUUUUCAUUUGUUUUUACACAAACGCCCUCGGAGCUCUUUUGCAGGAGGAAAUUCUUCCUAUUCGAAGCAUGAAACUUGUAAACAAGAAGUUUACAGCAAAUAGAAACACAUGAUAAGGCUUGCUGGUGUAGUCAAAACAACCCCCUUAGUAUCCUCCCAAUCAGUGUGUCUCACUGAAUACAACUGUGGAUCCCUUGUCAACUUUUGUGCUCCAGGGGCAAACAAAACAAGCAGAUCUCUCUAUCAGAGUGCAUUCAGAGACUAAUUUCCUAUCGCUGUGGCGAUGGGGAGCUCAGCCUCGUCUCUCACUGCAGAGACUGAGUCGGACCAUGGCUUCCGCAGCACCCCCUAUCCAUCGUCACCCCCUGUGGGCUGGCUCAGGAACAGCCACAGCAGCCCGGUGUGGGGCACCACCUUCAUCACACGUCAGCAGCAGCACCCACUGCCUCAUCGAGAGCGCAGCCACUCUCACUCUCCUGGCUCCAUGGCAGCAGCAGUGCGAGGCAGUGAGUGGUCAUGUGGACGCUGCACCUUCUUAAAUGCCGGCGCAGCACCUCGCUGUUCCAUUUGUGAGGCACCACGCCAGAAACCUGACCUUAACCAGAUCUUGCGGCUGAGCAGCACCGAGGAGCAUCGCUGGGCCUGUCCUCGCUGUACCCUCAACAAUCCCCAGGGAUCUGGAGCCUGCUCUGUCUGCGGCUUUGGGCCAUCUCCUGCCACUCACACGCCUCCUACCACCACCAUAGCCGCCACUGCCAACGGCCUCCCGUCUGCUCCGACUGAACCUCCAACACCCACCCUCACGCCCACAGUUCUGCUUGAGCCCCAUGGACAGCAUCCAGCUAAGGAGGAAGUGCUGCGACGGUCUGAGAGCAAUGGAGAGGUGAGCAGCCUGGAGGGGCAGCACUCAGGGUGGGCUUGCCCUCGCUGCACACUGCACAACACACCCGUGGCUCUGUCAUGCUCUGCCUGUGGUGGGCCAAGGAAACUGUCUUUGCCUAAAAUCCCCCCUGAGGCACUGGUGGUGCCUGAGGUACGCACGCCUGUGCUAGGAUUUCCUGUCCACACAGCAGGGGCUGCCCCACUUCUCAUAGACCUAACAGAUGACUCUCCCCCAGCCCCUCCUUGCGAUCCUCAAGAACCUCCCCAUGUCUCCUCCCCCUUUACUUCUUUCUCCUCCCUCCAGAACAAUCCUGUGCCCCGCAGCAGGAGAGAGGUGCCCCCUCCAGGGCGCCCACCGAACGCAGGCACCAGCACUCCCAGUCCCACUUCACCUUCAGCGGCCAGUGUGCCACCCCAGCCAGGCCCACAGCGGCCAGCCAAGCCCAAACAUGCCCAGCCCCAGGAACCUUCAUACCCGAGCAAGCGCCUCAGUAUCUUGGAGGAAGAAGACCCUCAGCACCACCCACUGACCCCUCACCUUCCGGUUGCUUCCCCAGCUGCCCCCACCUGGAAGUGCCCUAGCUGCUCAUUGCCCAACCCAGGUAGCUCAUCUAAGUGCGAGGCCUGCCGAUCAUCGCGGGCUGGUGCUGACCUCAUUGACCUUGUAGGCUGUGAGACGGUACGAUUUACCCCGGCCAGCCCCUCCAGCCCGGACUUUAGCACCUGGGCCUGCUCCAAGUGCACCCUGCGCAACCCUACUGGUGCACCCAAGUGCUCAGCCUGUGGUUCUUCCAAGCUUCAUGGCUUUCAGGAGCAGCAGCCGCCCCUGCCCCGCUGCUGUACACACUGUGGCCUCCCAUCGGGGUCUGGUACUGCAUCAUGCUCCUGUACACCUUCUUCUUCUUCAUCCUCCUCGGGUCAUAAAACACGGAAACAGAUCCGGAGCUUCCCUUCCUCCUCCUCUGCUAUCGCUGCUUCCAACUCCUCUUCGUCCUCCACCUCAGUGAGCCUUCAAGAGAAGGUGGGACAGUGGAGCUGCCCAGCAUGUACUCUGCUCAAUGACAUCAAGGCCAAGAACUGUGCAGCGUGCCACACGCCCCAGCAGUACCUCACCCUUCGCAAAGUGGUGAAGCCUCUGAAGAGAAGGGAGAGUAUGCAUGUAGAGGCCCGUCGACGAAAUGACGAGGGCGAGGCCAAGGAGCUGUGGGAGAACAUCGUCAGCUUCUGCAGAGAGAACGCUGUGAACUUUGUGGAUGACAGUUUCCCCCCGGGACCUCGCUCCGUGGGAUUCCCAGAGGGCGACAGCGUCCAGCAGCGAAUCAAAAAAUGGCUGCGCCCCCACGAGAUCAACUGCAGCAACUUCAAAGACCGAGGCGUCAAGUGGUCCGUCUUCCGCACGCCACGGCCCUCCGACAUCCUGCAAGGCCUGCUCGGAAACUGCUGGUUCCUGAGCGCGCUGGCGGUGCUGGCGGAACGUCCAGAGCUGGUGGAGAGGGUGAUGAUCACCAGGACCAUCUGCCCAGAGGGGGCCUACCAAGUUCGGUUAUGUAAAGACGGGACGUGGACGACUGUGCUGGUGGACGACAUGCUGCCCUGCGAUGAUUAUGGCUACCUCCUCUUCUCCCAGGCCCAAAGGAAGCAGUUAUGGGUGGCGCUGAUUGAGAAGGCCCUGGCCAAACUCCAUGGCUCCUACUUUGCCCUGCAGGCAGGGCGCGCCAUCGAGGGUCUGGCCACGCUGACGGGGGCUCCCUGUGACUCACUCAUGCUCCAGGUCAGCUCCACCAACCCCCGGGAGGAACCUAUUGAUACAGACCUCAUCUGGGCCAAGAUGCUCAGCUCCAAAGAGGCUGGGUUUCUGAUGGGUGCAUCUUGCGGAGGAGGCAACAUGAAGGUAGACGAUGUUGUCUAUGAGUCUCUGGGUCUGAGGCCUCGACAUGCGUAUUCCAUCUUGGACGUACGAGAUGUCCAGGGUUACAGGUUGCUGCGGCUGCGUAACCCGUGGGGUCGCUUCUCGUGGAACGGCAGCUGGUCGGAUGAAUGGACAGACUGGCCACAACACCUGCGGCAUGAGCUCAUGGCUCAUGGCAGCAGUGAGGGCGUCUUCUGGAUGGAAUACACCGACUUCAUAAAGUACUUUGACUCGGUGGACAUCUGUAAGAUCCACUCAGACUGGCAGGAGGUGAGGCUGCAGGGCUGCUUCCCCAGCAAAGCCAGCGGGCCGGUCACUGUCACAGCCCUCACUGUGCUGGAGAGGACGGCACUGGAGUUUGCUCUCUUCCAGGAGGGAAGCAGGCGUUCAGACACAGCCGACAGCCACCUGCUGGACCUGUGCAUCAUGGUGUUUCGCGCCUCCUUCGGCAGCGGCAACAAGCUGACCCUGGGCCGCCUAUUGGCCCACAGCAAGCGAGCGGUGAAGAAGUUUGUCGGCUGCGAUGUGAUGCUGGAGCCGGGGGAAUACGCUGUUGUCUGCUGCGCCUUCAACCACUGGCAGAUGAAUGUCAGCGCGACAGGAGGUCCAGCAACACCUAUCUCCAGCCCUACCAGUGGAGCAGCACGGCGGCCCAGCCAGGACUUCCCCGGCUACAUCCUCGCCAUCUAUAGCUCCAGACAGGUGAUGGUGGAGCAGGUUGAGGCGACCGCCACCACGCUGGCCGAUGCCAUCAUACUCCUCACGGAAAACAAAGGGGAAAGACACGAGGGCCGUGAAGGCAUGACGUGCUACUACCUGACCCACGGCUGGGCGGGGCUCAUCGUGGUGGUGGAGAACCGCCACCCCAAAUACUACCUCCACGUCUCCUGCGACUGCACUGACAGCUUCAACGUGGUGUCCACACGCGGCAGCCUCAAGACCAUCGACAGCGUACCGCCUUUGCACAGGCAGGUGCUGGUUGUGCUUUCACAGCUGGAAGGAAACGCUGGCUUCUCCAUCACACACCGCCUGGCUCAUCGCAAGGCAGCCCAGGCCUCUUUGGGAGACUGGACCCCCACUAAAGCCACCCACAGCCCGCAGCUCACCCCGGACAUUGAUGGCCUGCACCGGCCCAGGCCACUAUGACCACC